Messenger RNA from Nannizzia gypsea CBS 118893, 5871 nucleotides. RefSeq lists its product as hypothetical. The transcript has 7 exons. The record is from RefSeq and is a predicted model, not a curated record. Gene Ontology annotation, cellular component: nuclear pore; nuclear pore cytoplasmic filaments. The coding region runs from base 1 to 5871 and encodes 1956 amino acids. Gene Ontology annotation, molecular function: structural constituent of nuclear pore. Gene Ontology annotation, biological process: RNA export from nucleus; protein import into nucleus; post-transcriptional tethering of RNA polymerase II gene DNA at nuclear periphery. Lineage: Eukaryota; Fungi; Ascomycota; Eurotiomycetes; Onygenales; Arthrodermataceae.
AUGUCGGGAUUCGGAACGGGCUCCUCCUUUGGAGGCUUUGGCUCCAAUAACAAUCAGCAACAGAAUACUGGAUUCGGAUCAACUGGGUUCGGAAACACUUCUGGAAACACUGGUUUUGGAUCGACCCCUCUCUUUGGAAAUACCUCAAAUACCGGUAAUACAUUCGGAAGCUCUUCCGGUGGAUUCGGGACUGGAGGAGGAUUUGGGUCCAAUACCAAUACAUCGAACUCAUUGUUCGGGGGUCAAAAUCGACCAUUCGGCUCCACUAACACCACUACUGGCGGCGGAUUCGGCUCAAACACCCAAACCUCUGCGUUCGGCUCAUCCGGUUUUGGAACCGGUACUAGUGGUUUUGGCUCAACCUCCAACACUGGAACAGGUGGUGGAAUUUUCGGUAGCAAGCCAUCUGGCGGAUUUGGAUCAACGGGUAAUCAAACCGGAAGCAUAUUCGGAGGCACUUCUACUUCCAGCCCAGCUACCAACACGGGGACGGGCUUUGGAGGUGCUACCACUGCCUCAGGAUUCGGUGGCAGCGGAACUGCUCUGGCUGGUGAAGUGCCUCCCUCUCAAGGUACUGCCAACCCAACAUUCAGCCCAUUUACCGAAAAGGACCCUGGUUCCUCAAACACCAGCAAUUAUCAGAGCAUAAGCUUUAUGACGCCGUAUCAAAAAUACUCAUUCGAGGAAUUACGAGUCGCCGAUUAUGAGCAAGGAAGACGAUAUGGGAACGCUAGCGGCCAGCCAGGCGCGUUUGGCUCCUUCUCUGGAUUUGGACAAGGGUCUAGCGGUUUCGGUACUACAGCCGCCAGUUCAUCUCCAUUUGGUGGAACAACCACAGCUACUUCUGGUUUUGGGACCCAAAAUCAGACACAGAGCACUGGUUUCGGCUCAAAUACUUCCUCUAACCCAUUGUUCGGAGCAACAAAACCAGCCACCGGUAUCUUCGGUCAAGCCAAUUCCACACCUACCACAGGCUUUGGAACCUCCGGAACUACUGGAGGGUUUGGAACAUCGACUACCAAUGCCUUCGGAGGAGGUAACACUGGCGGCGGCUUGUUCGGCAAUACCCAACAAAAGACCACCGGCUUUGGUACUACCGCUACCCCAACUCUAGGAACGGGCUUCGGUACACAGACGAAUACAACUAACGCUUCGCCGUUCGGCGGUAAUACAACCUCAACCACUUUUGGCCAGCAGGGAAGCAACACAUUUGGCACAUUCGGCCAGAACCAAAACCAAAGCAAGCCAGCAUUCGGAGGCUUUGGUCAAACCCAACCGCAACAGCAGCAAACCGGUGGAGGCCUUUUUGGAAACACCACCGCUACUUCCGGGACUGGUAACUCCUUGUUCGGCAACAAUAACCAGCAACAAGGAUCAUCGAUCUUUGGCCAGCAGAACCAGCAAACCAGUACCGGUGGCGGCCUUUUCGGCAAUACCCAGCAAAAUCAGCAGCAGCAGCAAAAGCCUGGAGGUCUGUUUGGUGGCGGUCUCGGUACUAACACUACUACGACAGGCACCACCGGAUUUGGACUGGGUACUUCUCAACCUGCGCAGCAGACCAAUUCGCUGUUUGGAAACACGCAACAGAAGACGGGUAGUUUGUUUGGCACGACGCCUGCCCAAGGUUCUUCAUUGUUCGGAGGAAACAAUGCUGCCCCUACAUCCUCAAGCAUUUUUGGCCUUGGCAGCACGGCUCAAAACACCCAGCAACAGCAACAGCAGACUGGCGGAUUGGGGACUGGUGGAAGCAGCCUAUUUGGCCAAUCCCAACAGCAGCCGCAACAGCAACAACCAUCGCCCUCUGGGUUCCAGGCAUCUCUCCUUGAUGGCAACCCAUAUGGCAGCCAGUCUAUCUUCUCUGGCCUCCCUGCGCCCAACGCCCCAUCCCCAGGCCCACUAGCCACCCCCCUAUCUGCCAGCAUCAAACAAAAGCAGCGCACGCCACUGCCCAUGUAUAAAAUAUCUCCACUUGCAGCAAACCGCCUGGUUACUCCUCCCACUCGUCAAGGCUAUGGAUUUAGCUACUCUACUUCCAGUGCUGCAAGCACAUCUGGGAAUAGCAGUAUCUUUGGAGGAAGUCUGAGAAGCGGUGGCAGCCUUGGAAGGAGUUUUGGCAAAAGUUUGACAGGCAGUAGCAGCCUCCGAAAGACUUGGGACCCGGAGACUGACAGCGUCCUUUCCCCGGGAGCUUUCUCUGCUGGCAAUUCCAGACAAAGCGGAAGCCUGAAGCGCUUGACCAUUGACCGCAAUCUGCGUACUGAUUUGUUUUCCCGUUCGGCCUUGACCAAUGGCGAUGAGAGUGCACCGCCAUCCAGCAAACUCAAGAAGAAAGUCAGCUUUGAUGAUGCUGUUGCCCCAGGCGACUCUGCUGACAAGACCAACGGGGCCAUUAUCCGUGUUGAAUCUGAUACUUCUGAGCCUACUCCCGAAGAACUUGGAUUCUUGAGAUCUGCUCGUAAACAGUCUUCUGCCAAUUCGACUCCAACGGCAGCACCCAAGAGCACUGAGCUCCCUAACGGAGGUUCGAGCGCAUCGUCCUCUCCACAAAUGGAACAGGUUAGAGGCAAAGAGCUAGCCACCGUCCCAGAGAAUGUCGAGCAAGUUGCCCUCACCACUCCAACCAAUAAGCCACUCGUUAUCGUUCCAACCGUCGACCCUAAGCCUGGUGAAUACUGGAUGAAGCCAUCUCGGGCAGAGCUCAGCAAAAUGUCUCGUGAACAACUGAAACAGGUCCCUAACUUCACAGUUGGCCGUGUCCGUUGUGGAUCUGUUACCUUUGACAGACCAGUCGACUUGACCACUGUCAAUCUUGAUGACAUCUUUGACAAAAUUGCCAAGAUCACCAUCCGCUCUAUUACCGUUUACCCGGACGAGGCCACUAAGCCUGCUCGCGGCAAGGGCUUGAACAUGCCAUCUACUCUUCGCAUUGAGAACUCCUGGCCUCGUGGUAGAGACAAGAGAAGCCCAUCGCCAUUCACAUCCGGACCAACAUUCGAGAAGCACAUCAAACGCCUCAAGGAGGUUACGAACACAGAAUUCAUUGACUACGAGAAGGAGACCGGUACCUGGAUCUUCACUGUCCCUCACUUUACGACAUAUGGGCUUGACUAUGAUGAUGACGAGGAUGAAGGUGAGAGCUUUGAUCGAAGCACUUUAAGCACUGCUCCUGACUCUGUCGCUUCAAAUGAUCAGACCCCUACACAGUCGUCCGGAAUGCGCAAUUUUGAUACCUCAAUGAGUAUCGAGGGCUCUCUUUUUGGCGAUUCUGUUAGCGGUGUGGAAGACGAUACUUUUGAAUUUAAGAAAAAGAAACCCGUUCCAGGGACAUUCGCUCGCCAGGCGCCAAAUGGAAUGCAAGCAGUACAGGAAGACAUGGAAUACGAAGACGAAACCGACCAGGAUUCUUUUUUAGAGGACGGCUCCGCGGGUUCAGUUACUAAUGAAAGUGAAGGACAGCUGGAAAGCAUGUCACCUUCAGCAUCAGAACUUGAAUCGGACAGGGACGAGGAUAUGGAAAUGGCUGGUUCCUUCCCAAUCCCUGACCAAACCGUGGAGCUCACCUUGACUAGCCCCUUGAAGAAGAAUAACUUGUUUCAAUCCAUGCCUCGAUUUGGCACUCCCACUAAGUCCGCAGAUCUCAACCUUAACGGUAACUGGGCUGAACAACUUCAACGAACUAUCAGUCCACGAAAGCAAGACAGACAGGCACUUCGAGAAGCUCAAGAUAGAGCUUUUUUGGAUAGAGACGAGGAUGAUAGUCCAACUGCAGCAUCGAAACGAACCGAGGAACGUCCAACGCAGUUCACUACCAGUAUCGACCUUAUGAACUCUUUAUUCCGACAACCCAAACGGCAAGGAGCGUCUCCUGCUCCUGCUCAAUCAUUGAAAGCCAAGAGUGGAUUAGAGUGGCCUUAUCCAAAGAAACCCAAGACUUUUGCGGGAAAGCCAGGUGAAAUGGCAGAAAUUGAGGCUUCAUUCCAUAAUUCUACCAAGGCACGAUGGGGUGUACUUGAUGAGGUUCUGCUUCCAAACAAUAAACCCGAAGUUCCUCUUUAUGGAGAGAAGAAAUUGGUGAACGCCAGCAAAUUUGAUCAUGAGACUGCAGAGAAAACACAAUCAAUUGUUCGCCUAAUCGACAAUGUGCCUUUCGCCUCUUUGGCCCUUCCUAAUUUUGGAGCCUUAGCCCAAGCUGUUACUGACACUACCAAAGAGGCAGACAGUGAGAGAUGGCUGUGGCAAUUGGCUAACAUUUUGUUCAAUGAUGAUUUGGAGGAUGACAUUUCCGAUGGUGUUCCUGCUGGACUCCUUGAUAAAUACCAACAUCGAAUCAAGAAAGACCGCCUUGGCCGGCUGUGGGAAACGAUCAUCCGUACUCAUCGCCCAAACGGAACUGAAGGCCUCAAAACACCCGAAGAACGUGCCUUUUCCUACCUGUGCUCCCACCGUAUUGAAGAAGCAUGCAAGGUACUUAUUGAUUCUGGAAACCCGCAUUUGUCAUCACUUGUUUCGCAGAUAGGUCGUGAUGAAGGUACUAGAAACGCUAUGCAAGACCAGAUUGAGUCGUGGCGCAAGGGUGGUAUCUCUUGUGAGAUUAGUGAACCCAUCCGGGCCAUUUACGAGCUGCUUGCAGGAAACUGCCUACGCAGUGAAGGAAAACCAAGCGGCCCCCCAGAAGAACGAAUCUCAACUUUCAAUCUUUCGGACCGUUUUGAACUCGAUUGGUUCCAGGCAUUUGGCCUCCGGCUGUGGUAUGGAAUUUCAGACGAUGAUCCAAUUGAGGACGCUGUAACCUUAUUUCAUCAUGAUUUAUAUCACGAAGGUGAACCUCAGCAUCCACUGAAUGUGAUCACUAAUGCCUCAGAUGGAAAGACAACUGACGACGCUCUUGGCCGCGAGUCUCCCUUCUGGGUUUUGCUGAAAACAUAUACCCUUGCCGUCAACAAUGGCACUCACCCAGAAAUCGCUCCAGUUCAAAUGCCAGCCGCCAUAACCCCAAUCGCAGUCUCUGGCCACAUGCUGUUCAAUCGUCUGUCAUUCCAACUAUUCCAUCAGCUAUCUAAGGUGGUGGGGCAUUAUGAUGCUCUUGCUGUUGACCAGUCUCGAGCAGACCAACUUGCGUGGGAUCUCGCCUGGGAGCUUACUUCUGCCGAGCAAUAUGCGCCUGCUCUGUUUGUUCUCUUGCACCUCUCUCGCCCUGCAGACCGGGAGCGGAGUGUUAAGGAGAUUUUAAGCCGUUUUGCUUCCUUGAUUCCUUCUCCCACAGCUGAAAAUGGAACCCCAAGCUCUCUAUGGACAUAUCUUACUGUGGAGCUUCAGAUUCCACCAGCUUGGCUUUGGAUUUCCAAGGCGCUACAUGCCCGAGCUGUUGGUGAUAUUGCUAGCGAAGUGGAGUGUCUCAUUCAUGCCAAACACUGGAACGAGGCCCACGGAACCUUUUACCGCAUUGUUGCUCCCAAGGCAGUUAUCGAAAGAGACUAUGAUACGCUUGCUUCCCUACUUAAUGGAUUUGGUGAAAACCCAGAAAGGAGGGUUAGAGACUGGGCGGAUGGUGGUGCUGUCUACCAGGAUUUCCUCCAGCUGGUGAAUGCAAAGGGAGGAUGGAGAGACCCAACUCCGUUAAAGCGAUUGCUUAAGGCACUUGCCCAUCUUGGCGGGAAAGUCGAAAAGUCAGCUACUUCAAGCUUAUAUGAGCGAAUCGCUUUCAGGGAAAUGAGCCGUUUGGUUGCGGGAUGGGCCACAAGAGAUGUUGGAAACAAUAUCGAGUCUUCCACCAUCCUCAAUCUCCCAUUGACUAGGGAUGCUCGACGUACUCACACUGCGGAAGUCAGCCGACGUUACUAUAACGCAAUCAUGGCUGGCGGAAGCAACUAA